Messenger RNA from Dendrobium catenatum, 1441 nucleotides. RefSeq lists its product as uncharacterized. The record is from RefSeq and is a predicted model, not a curated record. The transcript has 7 exons. NCBI's taxonomy places the organism in Eukaryota, Viridiplantae, Streptophyta, Magnoliopsida, Asparagales, Orchidaceae. The coding region runs from base 1 to 1200 and encodes 399 amino acids.
AUGUGGGGUAGGUUCUAUUGGGGGAGGAAGGAGGAAGGGGGAAAGAAAGCAGUAGGGUUCGUGGUGCUCUUUGCGUGGCUCUCCAGCCAUGAGAAACAUCUGAAGCCGUACGUGGAUCUUUACUGGUCUCUCGGAUGGGGUAGCCUCGUUUGCCAUGUGGAUUUCCUCACUCUGUUUUUUCCUGAGAGGGCCUCAAAGCUAGCUCGAGUUAUUCUGGAUGAACUGAUUAAGGAAGUAAAGGUUAGACCAUUGCCUAUUGUACUCGUCGCUUUUUCUGGUGGAUCAAAAGGUGGUUUAUACAAGGUUCUUCAGUUGGUCGAGGGAAAAUGCCAAGGACAAAACAAUUUGCAGGAUGAUUAUCGGCUAGUGGGAGAGUGUCUCUCUGGACAAAUAUAUGACUCGAGUCCUACAGAUUUUACUUCUGAAAUUGGAUCUCGGUUUGUUCUUCAUCCAUCUAUUCUAAGACUUUCUCAUCCUCCAAGGGUGUUGAUGUGGAUGGCAAAAGGUUUUGCAUCUGGUUUGGAUGCUCUCUUUAUUAACAGAUUUGAAGCUGAUCGUGCUGAAUAUUGGCAGACUUUGUAUUCCUCAGUGUGCAUGGGUCCUUUCCUGAUUCUUUGUUCUGAAGAUGAUGAGUUGGUUCCGUACAAAAUUUCUUGGGGUUUUGCAAAACGUCUACAAGAGCUUGGAGGUGAUGUCAGCCUCGUAAAAUGGAGCAGCUCUCCUCAUGUUGCUCAUUACAGAUACCAUAGAGCUGAAUAUACAGCUGCUGUGACCGAUUUGCUUGCCAAGGCAUCUCUUAAAUUUUCCAGAAUGCGGCAACACCAUCAAACUUCUUGUAAGAAGGCAUCAGAUUCGGUGUGCAAUUCCCACGUUGCAGCUGUUAGCUCCUGUGAGAGCCUCAAAAGGUACGCUGCUCCCAUCAGCGCAAGUGACCAUUUCUUACUACCAAGCUCAAUGGAGUUUGAUGAAACCAGAGAUGGAGGGUCAUUGAUUGAUGUGUAUAAGGGAGAGCUUUUCCAGCUUCCAAGCAUCAAAACCCAUGGGGUACUUAGCCAGAUUCUUUUUGAUGUAUGUGUCCCAAAGAACAUUGAAGAUUGGGACAUAAAACCAGUCUCAUCCUUGAUCAAGAACCAUGUUUUUUCUACUGCGAUGCAUGGACCUUUCAACCCAGUUAAAUGCAUCAAACGUUCCAAGUUGUAGAAUUUUCAUAUAAAAUAUUAAUCAGUUAAAGGUCAGUCUUUUGCAUUCUCUGAUUGGUGUCAUGAGCUUUUAGAAUUGAAACAUCUAACAUAACUUCUUAAAUGUACGUGUUUGUUUAUGCUACCUCGGCAACAUUUCAUAGAAACACAAUCGCUCAAACUUCUACUGUCUUGUAAUGGGAAAAUUAUUAGGUGCGGAGAUCGGGCGUAGUGGUAUGUCCAGACAUCCACUUAAAAUUUGA